Messenger RNA from Trichophyton rubrum CBS 118892, 369 nucleotides. RefSeq lists its product as uncharacterized. Bases 1 to 369 code for a protein of 122 amino acids. The transcript is spliced from 2 exons. The record is from RefSeq and is a predicted model, not a curated record. Lineage: Eukaryota; Fungi; Ascomycota; Eurotiomycetes; Onygenales; Arthrodermataceae.
AUGGGCAGCGUCAACCUGGGCGGCAUCAGCAGCUCUCUCAACAUCGCCAAGGGGAAAGACCUAAUCAAAAAAUACAACGCCAUCAAAGACAGAGGCAAGCCGACGGAGGAAAAGUGCAGCUCCGAACGAAGCUUCUGCUCAAACUGCAGCACCAUGCUCUGGGUAUAUGAUAAGAGCUGGCCGGAGCUGAUCCAUCCGUUUGCGUCGGCCAUUGAUACAGAGCUGCCUGACCCAGAGGAGAUGGUGUGCAUACUAGCUGACUCCAAGCCGAAGUGGGCGCGGUGGCCGGAGGGGAAGAAGGUCGUGCAUAAGACGUAUGGAGAUAGCUUGGAAGACUGGCAUAGGAAGAACGGGAAGUACGUUGAGUAG